AUGCAGAUCGUGGGCGCAGCAGAGUCUACUGCUGUAUAUCUAAGCGAUUUUGGGAACAAUAUGAAGCCUCAGGAUCUCCUAGGAUACAGUUCACCGCCCCGUCCGGCCGCUGGUCCGCUACCCAUCCGCCCAAUCGCGCCACGCGCUCAGACCCUCGCCAUCAUCCGCUACAGCCGCUUGGUGUGUGACGGCCAUGCGGUCUACUGCAUCUCGAUCACACGAACUACUUACAAUACCGUCGGUCACUCUCUCUCGAACCCUACUCUUGGCCUCUGGCAUUUAAGAGCCGCUUGGUCCGCCUCGGUCCGAAUACUUCUUCAUCCAUUUCCCUUUGACCUGCUGCCGGCUAUGCCGUCGUCCUCUCGAGAACCUCCUGUCGGAACCUCCAAUUCAAGCAGAGACACAACGUCCCCGCUAGACAAUAACGAAAUGGGUCUCGCGACUUACACGCAUGACCGCGACGAUUACCUUGCGACCCGCUCGUUUUAUUUCAGGGACGAAGGAGUCCGCUCAUUAUCCUUCAACAGGGAGGCUCCACCCGAACGCGAUCAAGAUCGGCAAAGUGAAUGCACAUCAUUCGAAGGCUUUGACAACCAGCAAACUCCAGGACAUGCUGCCCAUUGCUUUAGAGCUACAAAAGUCGACCGUACUUCAGAUGUGUUUAACGGCGAUGCCUCGAGAUCUCAAGACCCAUCCACUACUCGAGAGCACCAUCUUCAUGGUGGCUCCGUCACAAACCAGAGUAGAAUGGUCAACGGAGAUCUCGAUGUAGAAGCUUUUCUUGCAUACUUUUGCGCCCCUCGAGACGAACCUCCGGUAGGCCGUCGGGCGGGGCCUCGAGCAGCACCUCGGACGGGGCCCCGGGCGGGACGGGACCCACGUCCAACCCACAAUCGCGAUUUUGAUCCACCCCGAUAG
Messenger RNA from Penicillium atrosanguineum, 918 nucleotides. RefSeq lists its product as uncharacterized. The record is from RefSeq and is a predicted model, not a curated record. Bases 1 to 918 code for a protein of 305 amino acids. The transcript is spliced from 4 exons. NCBI's taxonomy places the organism in Eukaryota, Fungi, Ascomycota, Eurotiomycetes, Eurotiales, Aspergillaceae.